This is a messenger RNA of Closterium sp. NIES-65, 3663 nucleotides long. NCBI's taxonomy places the organism in Eukaryota, Viridiplantae, Streptophyta, Zygnematophyceae, Desmidiales, Closteriaceae. The record is from the annotation of a GenBank genome assembly.
AUGGACGUGUGGGGCCCAGCCCGCGUCCGUGGACAGGGUCAGGAGCGCUACUUCCUGCUGGUGGUUGACGACUACUCGCGUUACACCACAGUCUUCCCCUUGCGCAGCAAGGGUGAGGUCACUGAGGUGUUGAUCGACUGGAUCCGCGCAGCUCGUCUCCAGCUUCGGAGGAGCUUUGGCUCUGACUUCCCUGUUUUGCGUCUGCACUCGGACAGAGGCGGAGAGUUCUCCUCUGGCCUCCUGAGUGCCUACUGUCGUGCGCGAGGCAUCCGUCAGACCUUCACGCUUCCGGACUCACCACAGCAGAAUGGGAUUGCUGAGCGCCGCAUUGGCAUGGUCAUGGACGUCGCUCGUACGUCCAUGAUGCAUGCGGCUGCUCCCCAUUUUCUGUGGCCGUUUGCGGUCAGGUACGCUGCGCACCAGAUCAACCUCCACCCCAGGGUCUCUCGACCGGAGACCUCCCCAGCCCUGCUGUGGACGGGGAAGGUUGGCGAUGCGUCGGCGUUCCGGGUCUGGGGAUCUCGGGCGUUUGUUCGCGACCUGUCUGCGGACAAGCUGUCCCCUCGUGCUUCUCCCUGCGUCUUCCUGGGGUUCCCCCCCGACGCCCCUGGGUGGCAGUUUUACCACCCCACCUCUCGACGUGUUCUGUCCUCCCAGGACGUCACGUUCGACGAGUCGGUACCCUACUACCGCCUCUUCCCUUACCGCACUCCGUCCCUCCCCCCACCCCCGCUCUUCUUGGUAGACGCGGUCGAGCCUGUCGAGGUCACUGGUGACUCUGGUGCUGCUGCGGGAGCUGAGCCUGGGGGUGCGGAGUCUGGGGGUGCUGAGCCUGGGGGUGCUGAGCCUGGGGGUGCUGAGCCUGGAGGUGCCGAGCCUGGGGGUACUGUGCCUGGGGGUGCUGUGCCUAGGGGUGCUGAGCCUGGGGGUGCUGCGCCUGGGGGUGCUGUGCCUGGGGGUGCUGAGCCUGGAGGUGCCGAGCCUGGGGGUGCUGUGCCUGGGGGUGCUGAGCCUGGGGGUGCUGAGCCUGGGGGUGCUGUGCCUGGGGGUGCUUCGUCUCGCCGGGAGCCACUCUCCCCACAGGAGCUGCGUGAGUGGUUUGCCAGGCGCUGGAGGCGUGCUGCUGGUGCUGGUGGUUCUUCGGCUACAGAGGGUACUGCUGCCGCGCGUCCCGCCGGUGCUCGUACUGUGGGUGCUGGAGCUGCUGGGUCUGAGAGUUCUCCUGGAGCUGGUACUGCUGAGGGUGUUGGCGCUGAGCCUGCCGUUGGCGGUCCGACUGACAGUGCUCCUGGUGCUGCUGCUGGAGGUUCUGGAGCUUCUGGUGGUGCUGCUGGAGGUGCUGCUGGAGUGGGUGCUCCUGCCGGGGCUGCUGGUGCUGUUCCUGCUGUUUCUAGUGUCGCCGCGCGGCCCCGACCGUACUUCGUUCCGCUCCUGCAGCAGGUUCUUGGUCUUACACCUCCUCCUCCUCCUCCCUUAGAGGGUCCGCAGCCUGUCCGGUCACAGCCACAGCUACAGCCUGCCUCCCCUUUGCCUGCUCCUUCUCCCUACGCUGGUCCGACUGGAGGUCUUACUGAGCGUCGUGAGCCUGCGUCUCGUUCUGUGUCGCCUGUUCGUACUGAGCGCGCUAGUGGUCGCGGGUCGCGUCAGCGUCCUCCUCCUGUCCCUGGCACGCACCGGAUGUCACUGCGUCCGUCCACUGCUCCUCUGCGUGCCCCUUUGCCUUCUCCUCCUGCUUCCUCUCUUCCUGCUCUUGCCGACCCGGAGUCGGACUCUCUUCGUGCUGCCAGUCCUACUGUCACGCGUCUCCUUGCUACUGCUGUCACUGACCCUUCCUUCGAGUCGUCUGCUGCGUCUGCCCUUGUCACUGAGCUUGUCGACUUUGCUGCGCGCUGUCGUCUAGACUACGCUGCUCGUCUUGUCACUGAGUCUGAGUCCGCCUGUCCUCCGUCCGUCGGGGGUGAGUGUGCCCUUGGCACGGACGUCCUUGAGGACAGGCAGGAGGAGUUCCAGUGUCUGGCCGCCGCUUCACCUCGUCUCGCGUCUGUACUGCUAGCCCCUGAGGGAGACCCGGAUGCACCAGACAUCCCGACUCCGCGCUCUUACGCGGAGGCGAUAGAGGGUCCCUACUCCUCUCAGUGGCAGGCAGCUAUGGAUGCAGAGAUGGCUUCCUGGAAGUCCACAGGCACCUACGUUGACGGUGUUCCCCCUCCUGGGGCGAACAUCGUCAGUGGCAUGUGGAUUUUCAGGGUGAAGCGGCCGCCGGGUUCUCCGCCUGUCUUCAAGGCGCGUUACGUGGCUCGUGGCUUCAGUCAGCGGCAGGGGGUUGACUACUUUCAGACCUUCUCCCCCACCCCGAAGAUGACCACUCUUCGGGUCCUGCUGCACGUUGCUGCUCACCGUGACUACGAGCUGCACUCUCUCGACUUCAGCACAGCUUUCUUGCAGGGCAGCCUGCACGAGGAGAUCUGGCUGCGUCGCCCACCUGGCUUCACUGGGUCUUUCCCUCCUGGUACCCAGUGGAGUCUCCGGCGUCCAGUCUACGGUCUCCGCCAGGCGCCACGUGAGUGGCACGACACACUGAGGACUACGCUCGCGGCACUUGGGUUUGCUCCUUCUACUGCCGACCCGUCGCUGUUUCUGCGCACCGACACCUUUCUGCCGCCGUUCUACAUCCUCGUGUACGUCGACGACUUGGUCUUUGCCACAGCUGACACUGCUGGACUCGCCUACGUGAAGUCCGAGCUGCAGAAGAGACACACGUGCACUGACCUGGGUGAACUGCGCAGCUACCUUGGCUUGCAGAUCACCCGGGACAGAGCACGCCGCACCAUUACCCUGACUCAGUCACACAUGGUGCAGCAGGUCCUUCAGCGCUUCGGCUUCACGUACUCCUCGCCUCAGGCCACUCCUCUGCCUACUCGCCACUCGCUCUCAGCUCUGCCUUCGGAUGAGUCCGUAGAGUCGAGUGGCCCGUUUGCAGAGCUUGUUGGCUGCCUCAUGUACCUGAUGACCUGCACACGACCUGACCUCGCAUACCCUCUUAGCAUUCUCGCACGCUUUGUUGCUCCUGGGAGACACCGACCAGAGCACAUGGCUGCAGCGAAGAGGGUGUUGCGCUACUUGUGCAGUACGUCGGGCAUGGGGCUAGUGCUUGGAGGGCGCAGUCCAGUGGUCCUCACUGGGCACGCAGACGCUUCUUGGGCUGACGACCAGGCUACGCAGCGGUCGUCACAGGGUUACACCUUCAGCCUUGGUUCCGGCUCUGUCUCGUGGCGGGCUACCCGCUCGUCUUCUGUUCUCGGCUCGAGUUGUGAGGCUGAGAUCUACGCUGGGGCUAUGGCUGCACAGGAGUUACGCUGGCUCACCUACCUGCUGACCGACCUUGGAGAGCAGCCUCGUUCUCCUCCAGUCCUGUACGUAGACAACAAGGCCAUGCUGGCCUUGUGUCGAGAGCAGCGACUGGAGCACAGAACGAAGCACAUUGCUCUCCGCUACUUUCUUGCUCGUGAGCUACAGCAGCGUGGACAGUUGCGACUUGCGUACGUGGCCUCUGAGGCCAACACUGCUGAUGUCUUCACCAAGGCACUUGCGCCUUGUGAUCAUCAGCGUUGUUGCACGCAGUUGGGUCUUGUGCCUGUCUUGCCUCACUUGCUCUCCUCUUGA